Amphibalanus amphitrite is the source of this 1452-nucleotide messenger RNA. RefSeq lists its product as uncharacterized. Gene Ontology annotation, molecular function: nucleic acid binding; zinc ion binding. Lineage: Eukaryota; Metazoa; Arthropoda; Thecostraca; Balanomorpha; Balanidae. The record is from RefSeq and is a predicted model, not a curated record. The coding region runs from base 118 to 1452 and encodes 444 amino acids. The transcript is spliced from 3 exons.
GGGUGUGUCAGUCUGUGCCUGGUGCCCACACGGGCGGGUGUCGUGACGACAAUACAGUGCCGCUUGGACCUCUCAGUAUUUAACAGUGGCGACGAGGUCCGAAGAACUGCGGGAAGUAUGGUGAAUGACGGAGAAGUGCAGGAGACUCGGCAGCCUGCAGUUAAGUUGGAAGAGGACAACGGGAAUCGGCGGCAACCAACGAAGCGGUUGCUGUCUGAAGAAGAUUCGCUGACGUUCGAAAGGGCACAGAAGAUCGCGCUGGCUGUGGAGACGGCCGCCAAAGGAUCUCGCCAGCUGACGACGGAGCAGCCAUCUCGCGACAGUCGCGAGGUCAACAGAGUCGAGGCCAGGAGCUUCAAUCCUCCUCCGCCGCCUGCUGGACGUAAACAGAGACCGACUCCACCGCCGCCCAACCGGUAUGUAAAGAGAGACUGCUACCGGUGUGGUGGAAGUCACUCUCCGCAGAUGUGCCGGUUUAAAGGCUAUAGGUGUCACUCUUGUGGAGCCUUGGGCCAUUUGAGCCGGUGUUGUAGGCAAAAUGAGCAGGACAAACAGCCAGCUACUCGUACAAAUCGUGUCGGUGAGGAUGGAACUGAUGAGCCUGCUCAAGUUGAUGAUGAAAGCGAGGUCUGUAGUGUCUACACGGUAGGUCGUCAAAAGUCGCCCCCAAUCACAGCCGAAGUGAUGGUGUGUGGUGUGCCCGUGACAUUUGAAGUCGAUACAGGAGCUGCUUCAACCCUGAUGAACAAAGAGACGUUCGAAGCGGUCAGGACGGUUGGCGGAGACAUCGGCCUGGAGUUGCAGCACAGCGAAGCUCACCUGAGGACGUAUACCGGUGAGCGAAUUCCUGUAGAGGGUGAGUUCAGCGCCGUCAUACGCUACGACGGUCAGCAUUUGGAGCUGCCGGCCUUGGUGGUGGACACCACCGGACCGAACCUGCUCGGCCGAGAUUGGCUGAGAGUCUUGAAGCUCAACUGGCAAGACAUCAAGCAGGUGAGAUUUGGGGAUGACCCUCGUGUUCAGGAGCUUAAAAAGAAAUACGCUGAUGUGUUUUCAUCUGAACUUGGAUGUUUGAAAGAUGUUGAAGUUAAGUUUGAACUUGAUGAGUCUGUGUCGCCACGCUUCUGCCGUGCCCGAAACAUCCCAUACGCCUACAGGAAGCAGGUGGAGGAACAGCUGGAGGCAGAAGUGGAAGCUGGUAUCCUGGAGCCAGUUCGAACAUCCGAGUGGGCAUGUCAGAUUGUGCCCAUUGUGAAGCCGGACGGUACCGUCGUCUGGCGUUGGGAGUCUCGUCAGCUGUGGGAAUUUUCCAGCGCGAGAUGGAGAGGCUGCUGGCGGGAGUCCCCGGAGCCUUCAUAUAUCUGGAUGACAUCUUGCUGUGUGGACACGACGAAGACGAGCUUCUGCAGCGGCUGGAACGUGUUCUGCGGCUCUUCCAGGAGGCAGGACUAA